AUGGCCGCCACCUCCACCCACCGCUAUCAUCUCCCUUCAGCCAUGAUCGCCGCCACCAUCUCUCUACACCCACCGCCACAGCCACUACCACCAUCUCUCUCCACCCACCUGGAUGUUAGAGUUUAUGGAAAAGAUUUUGACGGCGGCGAACUGGUGAAGGAGCGCUACCUCCUAUCCGUUGCCUACAAGAACGUGAUCGAUGCAAGAGGAGAGCCUUUGCAACGAGACCACAUCUCCAUGAUCAGAAACUAUAUAUCUAAGGUUAAGUCCCAGCUCUCCUCAAUCUGCGAUGAUAUUCUCAAGUUAUUUGACUUGGGCAUCUUCCUUCAGCUUCAUUGGGACUCCAUAGUCUUUCACCUAAAGAUUGAGAGCGAUUAUCAUCAUUAUGUCGCUGACUUCAAGGCUGGUUUAGAGCUCAAGGAGGCCACUGAGAGCAUACUCAAUGCCUACAAAUCAAUUUAG
Molecule: messenger RNA, 462 nt
Organism: Cornus florida
Lineage: Eukaryota; Viridiplantae; Streptophyta; Magnoliopsida; Cornales; Cornaceae
Product: 14-3-3-like protein
Exons: 2
Coding region: 1-462 (153 amino acids)
Biological process (GO): signal transduction
Cellular component (GO): cytoplasm
Source: RefSeq, a predicted model, not a curated record